GCUCCGUCUGGCAUGUCUGCCUUGCACGUGUUUUCGAUCGAAACCGAGGGAAUACAGUGAAACAUUUACUUUCUGUAAAACAAUGUCAUAAUUGUUGCAGUUACAAUCACCGAGACGCAAUGGCACCUAGAAGGAACAGAUUUCGCGAUCGUCCACCUGUCAGCGAAGAAAUAUUAAGAAAACAUGGCAAAGGCGAGGGAAUUGAUUUGAGAAAGAAAACAUCUAGGAUACAGAGCCAAGUGAUAAGACGGAAGUUAAAGACCAAAGAGAAUGUUAUAAAUCGUACUGUGGAGGAAACUGCACGUGCAGAAGUGCUUUUAACGGGAGAUUACGGUUGUUUGGAAGCCGAUCCCGGAGAAGUAACAACGCGUUUCAAGCAGAAACAAAUUGCAGAUAGUGUGGACAUAACCAGUGCAGCCAAGCACUUUACACUGAACUUAGAAUUCGGUCCUUACUCUAUAAGAUAUACCAGAAACGGUAGACACUUGGUUCUCGGUGGAAGGAAAGGACAUGUAGCUGCUUUGGAUUGGGUGACAAAAAGAUUGGCAUGUGAAAUGAAUGUAAUGGAAUCGGUCCAUGAUGUGGCAUGGCUGCAUCUAGAAACAAUGUUUGCCGUUGCACAGAAAGACUGGGUGUAUAUAUACGACAACCAAGGGAUUGAAAUCCAUUGUUUGAAAGCUAUGAAUAAAAUUAAUAAGCUGGAGUUCUUACCUUAUCACUUUCUGCUUACCAGUGCAUCUAGGGAUGGUUAUUUGGCCUGGCUGGAUGUCUCUAUAGGGAAAUUUGUAACAUCUUACAAUACUAAAUCAGGAAACAUAGCAGUAAUGACUCAAAAUCCAAGUAAUGCUUUAUUAUGCACGGGUAGUGCGCAAGGUGUAGUCUCUAUGUGGUCUCCAAAUAGCAGAGAACCAUUAGCAAAAAUGUUAUGCCACACUCAAGCCAUAACUGCUUGUGCUGUCCAUCCGUAUGGAACUUACAUGGCAACUAGCUGCCCAGCUAGGUUUGUGAAGGUGUGGGAUAUCAGGCAGUUGGCAGGCCCUGUGCACAAUUAUCGUACAAAUUCCCCUGUUCAACACUUAUCUUACAGCCAGUGUGGUCAGUUGGCGAUGUCCAUGGGGAAUUUGGUAGAAAUUUAUCGACCCGGCGCGGAUGAAAUGAAACCAUACUUGAGGCACAAGGCUGACUGGACUGUAACGAGUAUGCAGUUUUGUCCAUACGAGGAUGUCUUGGGUAUUGGUACAACAAGAGGAGUAUCGUCUCUCUUGGUACCCGGAAGCGGGGAAGCUAACUACGACGCUCUGGAAAGCAAUCCGUUCCAGACUAAGAGCCAGAGACGCGAGAACGAGGUGAAGGCUCUGCUAGACAAAAUUCAGCCGGAAUUAAUUACUUUGGACCCGGUUGCCAUAGUAGAAGUAGAUGUUCCUACUUUGAGAGACAGAAUCGAGGCGCAGAAGAAACUUAUCCACGUUAAGCCAAAAGAUAUAGACUUUAAACCGCGUAGAACGAAAGCCAAAGGAAAGGGAGGCACUGCCAAAGUAAUUAAAACUAAACAGAUUCUCAAGGAUUUAAGUCGAAGGGAAACCUUCGAGAAUGUACGCCAGACAGGCAUACGGCCAGAUGAGAAGAAACAGGAAGAACCUAAAAGAGAUUAUGGAGUGUUAAACAGAUUUGUAUCGAAGUCUACUAAAAGUACAGCUAGAUAGUAAAAUAAAAUUCAAAACUGUAUAAUUAUUUUAAAUUUAAGGAGGAUCGUUUCAUUGUGUAUAUUUGACUAUAAAUUGUAACUCGAAUAAUUGCAAAUAAACUUUUUUUAAGAA
Messenger RNA from Colletes gigas, 1817 nucleotides. Its product is annotated as WD repeat-containing protein 46. Gene Ontology annotation, biological process: maturation of SSU-rRNA from tricistronic rRNA transcript (SSU-rRNA, 5.8S rRNA, LSU-rRNA). The coding region runs from base 120 to 1703 and encodes 527 amino acids. Gene Ontology annotation, cellular component: 90S preribosome; small-subunit processome; nucleolus. The record is from RefSeq and is a predicted model, not a curated record. Gene Ontology annotation, molecular function: protein binding. NCBI's taxonomy places the organism in Eukaryota, Metazoa, Arthropoda, Insecta, Hymenoptera, Colletidae. The transcript is spliced from 6 exons.